Messenger RNA from Lotus japonicus, 788 nucleotides. RefSeq names its product U1 small nuclear ribonucleoprotein C-like. Lineage: Eukaryota; Viridiplantae; Streptophyta; Magnoliopsida; Fabales; Fabaceae. The record is from RefSeq and is a predicted model, not a curated record. The coding region runs from base 52 to 657 and encodes 201 amino acids. The transcript is spliced from 2 exons.
CAAACAUUUAAUUGAUUCUGGUUUUUAUUUUACUUUUGAAAAGUGAUUUCUAUGGAAAACUCACUACUCAUCAUAGGCCUCUUGGCCAUCGUUGUUUUGAUCUCAUCAUCACAUGCUGCUAGAGACUUGGUUAAGCCUUCCUCAAUCUCUAGAACAAUUGAUGAGGAUGUUAAAAAGCAAAAUGACAUGGCUGAAGCACUUUCACCUGGAGUUCCUGAAGUACCCUCACCAAAUAUUCCUGGAUUUCCCUUCCCCUUCCCCUUCCCUUUCCCCUUACCUAAAAUUCCAGGAUUUCCCUUCCCCUUUCCCUUUCCGUUACCUAAAAUUCCCGGAUUUCCCUUCCCAUUUCCCUUUCCGUUACCUAAAAUUCCCGGAUUUCCCUUCCCUUUCCCCUUCCCCUUCCCUAAAAUUCCUGGAUUUCCUUGCCCUCCAACUGGAGCUCCUGAAGCUCCUGGACUUCCCUUUCCCUUUCCUUUCCCCUUACCUAAAAUCCCAGGAUUUCCCUUUCCCUUUCCUAAAAUUCCCGGAUUUCCUUUUCCCAUCCCUGGAGUGCCUGGAGUAGACGGUGGCGUCCCUCGAGUAGAUGGAGCUGGUGUGGCUAGCAUCGGUGGCACUACUGGACCUAAUGCAAAUGACCACCUUCAAAUCCACAACUAGAGUUAUUUUCUAGAAAUAAAUGUUAAUCAUGUCAUAUGUUAUGCUCAUUUGAAAAAAUGGAGGUAUUUCCACCUUAUAAGAUUGUAUUACAAAAUAAAUUUGAUUUCAUCUUUAAGAAUUUUAUUCCUAAU